This is a messenger RNA of Cyphellophora attinorum, 468 nucleotides long. RefSeq lists its product as uncharacterized. The transcript is spliced from 2 exons. The record is from RefSeq and is a predicted model, not a curated record. Lineage: Eukaryota; Fungi; Ascomycota; Eurotiomycetes; Chaetothyriales; Cyphellophoraceae. The coding region runs from base 1 to 468 and encodes 155 amino acids.
AUGCCGCCCCUCCCAAUCGAAAUCCAACCCUAUUCCGCCUCUUGGCCCGCCUACUUCUCCCUAAUAUCCCACCAACUCCACACAUGCCUGAACACCACCUCCGUCCCCUACACCUCCAUAACGCACAUCGGAUCCACCAGCAUCCCCCACCUAGCCGCCAAACCCAACAUCGACAUCGCGAUCCUCGUCCCCUCCCUCCCUGCCGCCAUUCUUGCCCGCGAAGCCCUCAUCUGGGAACCCCCUGGGCCCGAACACUACCACGGUGGGCUGCGUGAAGAGUAUGCAGCGGUGAAGUGGGAACAGGUGGCGGUUGGGCAGAGGGAUGGGGUGGCGUAUGGGAGGGCGAAGAAUGCCGUUGUCGCGAAGAUUUUGAGGGUGGCGGGCUGGACGGAUGAGGAGGUCAGGAGGAAGGAGGCGCUGGAUGUAAGGGAGGAGGGGGUGAACUGGGAUGAUGAGCCGUUUACCUGA